This is a messenger RNA of Apodemus sylvaticus (European woodmouse), 5011 nucleotides long. RefSeq names its product chromosome 18 C4orf47 homolog (gene Cfap96). Gene Ontology annotation, cellular component: centrosome. The record is from RefSeq and is a predicted model, not a curated record. The transcript is spliced from 7 exons. NCBI's taxonomy places the organism in Eukaryota, Metazoa, Chordata, Mammalia, Rodentia, Muridae. The coding region runs from base 1796 to 2743 and encodes 315 amino acids.
GAAGGCGGGGCUCCAGAAUAAGGACUACAACUCCCAGAAUGCCUCGCAUCAACCAUCAUGGAGCGUACCACACGGAAACUAUUCGCCGAUGGCGGGGAAAACCGAAGGCUUAGUUUCGAGAGAUUUUAUUGGCUGAGACUUUUGUAUUCUAGAGUCUUUCAUCCAUCUUUGCAGAGGUGCUGUGCUGACUCUACUGUUCCGAGGGCCUCCAGGAGCUUGUUGGGAAUGGGUUUUCCCGUUCCCUCGGCAACGCGGCCUAACAAGCGCCAGCUGCAGCUUACGGAACUGUGAGGCGCGCGCGCCUCUGCAGCUGUGCCAGAGGCUCAAGCCCGGGCACAGGAGCGUGGCCCCGAGCUCCUCGAGCUCCGCAGUGGAGUGAUCCCCGGCUGGAGCAGGGUCCGUCUGAUCCUGGUUGUAGGAUUAGGUGCCUUUUGGAGAGGUGACUCGGCCUCGCAGACAUGGGUUUUCCUUAGCUACCUGCCUACUUCAAGCUACCUUUUCCCCUAGAGGGAAUAACUUAGGCAAUCGGUUCAUUUAUUUUCUGCAGCUUCAUCCUUUUAGCCAAACUUUUUCCCCCCUUGGCAUAGGAAAGGAUUUGUUGAGUAAAUUGCAAGGAUGUAGAGGACAAGGCUAUAACAGAAGGACCUUCUUAUCCAAACGUUUUGAAGGGAACUUGCCAUAUUCUACUUGGGUAAAAUUCCAUGAUUUUCGUGUCUACUUCAUUAUAAAUCAUGAUUUAUGCCUUUAAAGUCUCUUUUCCUACUUCUACCUGACCAGAAGGAGAGGGUCGCCAAAGCAUUUCUUAAAUGUGUGAAUGAAUGCUUCGUAAGUUUUACUUCAGAGUUUAAGGUCGGGAUAAAGUUGAAGGCACUGCCCUUGUCAGCGCUGGGGCUACAAUGAUAAUAAAUAAAGGGGCGUUGGCGUUCAAGCCACUCUGGAGGCUAGCCCAGAAGCUUCCUUGAUUCCAGGAGUUCCAUUCCAGUCUGGGCAUAUUUGCCUCAAGAACGUGUUGAAGAGGAUUCUAACUCAGACCAUGGUUCCCAGUUGUGGAGCUUGUGGAGCCAUCAGUUCAUUGGGGAAAAUAAAGGGUGCCUACAUCACGAACGUUAGAGGACUGCUAAUGAAGCUUGGGAAGGCAUUAAACCUGAGAAUCUCGAGGAGAAGAGAACAAAUCCAUGAUUGUCCAGUUAAAGCAACCUCUAUUUUGGGGGUGUGCCCUGUACUAGCCUGCUGGCUGUCCCACUCUAAGUCGGGAUUCAGAGAGUACUCCUUGCCCGCGGCCCCAUUAAUGGUCCUUCUUAUAGGAGAAAGUGUUCACCGGCUAAUAGCGUAAAAACAAAAAAACAAUGACAGGGAAGGAACAAGGUUACAUCAUGUGAAUCUGGUAGCAAUUUUAGUGUAGGUUGAAAGACAUUUCGCAGUGUACAUCAUAUCUAAGUAAAAGGGACCUAUCCUUAAUUUCAAAUAGAAAUCUCAGCUUGGAAGCCCUUAACACAGGACAAACAGGAACUUAUUCUUUCACUACAAAUAGAAACCUUAACCUGCAAAGUCUAUUGUUCCUACUUUGGUCUCACAAAGGCUAUGCACAAACCAAUCUGAUGAGGGUUGUGGGAGUAUGUAAAAUAUGUGAACCAACCAACCAAUCCAGAGACUUAAAAUAACGUCAAAUAGUUUGACAUUUAAUAGUCAUUCUUUUCACUAAAAAUAAUUUCCUGUAGUUUUCAGUGUAAAGUAGGAUUUUGCUGCAAAAGAAGAUCUAAGAACCUUUGUGAAGUUACCACCCCAAGAAGCAAUCAUGCCGAUGGAAGGUGGAAAAACAGAUAUGGAGAGGAUUGGCCUCUUCAGUGAGAUGGAAUACAUCACUGUGGGCGACAAAUAUGUGUCACCAUUUAAUCGACCCUUUAAUGAGGCUGCAAGCAAAAAUAGACAGAUGCUACCUGGGGGAACCAAAGAAAUGUCCAAUCUCCAGGCAGGAUACUUCGAUUCCCAGUUUACAAGGAUUUUUGAAGGGGAAGGCUACGUGAAUUUGAAUCAAGUGAGGAGACGGUAUAUGAUGGCAGAAGCCAAAAAGAACCUAGGCAAAGCCUUCAUUCCUAGUAGUGGAGAGAAAAAACCAAGUGGAUUGGGAAGCUAUUAUGGAACAAUUGGUGGCCCUGUCCCAUUCUUCAGUGCUCAGUUAAAACCCAAGGACAAGUAUCAGCCACCAGGGAAGAAUUUAUAUACCAACCCAGGAAAAAAAGGAACUGGAUAUGGCUAUGCCAAUGUCACCAUAGGCAGGCAGCUUUCUCAUUCUUCGGACCUGUAUGAUGCAGCAAAACAGAAUUAUAAGAAAGAAAGUGAAGAACACCACCGACUGCUCAAAGGGUCGCCUUUCAAGUUGAAUCUUCAUCCGAAGGACUAUUUUGAUACUAACCCUUAUUUUUUAGAGCAUCCUUUGCCUCCAAUUAGGAGGGAAGAAAAGAAGGAGCCUUCUCCAAAGCCCUUUAAGCCCUCCUCUCCUGGUAAAAAGGCUGGUGGAAUGAAAGCAGGGACGUUUGACCCUUACCCAGCGCACUCAGCUGACCCUUACGUGGUUAAAGUGGGAAAGGUGAUUUCGAAAGGUGACAAGGUUUUCCACCCACCCAAUGGACCUAAAAGCAGACCCAUUGAAAGUAUAAUGGCGCUGAAUGUCAAAAGGGCACUAAAUGUGAAGAACUAUAAGAAUGCCUCCUCAGCCACCCUGGCAAAGCAGUUAGUUUUCUAGAUCCUCUUGGUAGCGUGGAGAAAAUCCAAUGUUCUGGAACAGAUGGCUAAAGGAAAUUUAACCAUGAGGCUAAACUCUAACAUCCUUCCUGAUUAUAAUGCUGUUUAAUAAAUAAUGUUGGCUAAUGAUGUAAUCUGGGGUUGCUGACCUAUAUUUUUAGAUCUGUAUUUCUAGGUAGAAAGCAAUCUUUGCAAAAGAAAUGUCAAAUCUUGAAGCGUAAUCCAUGAGGAAUAAAACUUUUCUAAAUAAAAAGGACACACAGCAUUGUGUAGCUUCCUGCAAAACAGCCUUGGUAUGCAUUCUCGGACACACAUCACUCCGAUGUGACAGAGCUGGAGGCAAUGGACUGCUGCUGAUGUCAUCUUUGGACAACUUGGGACUGUACAUUCUGUUCAAUUAGGGUGUAGGUAUGGCUUGGGUAGUUUUUCUUAUCCACCAUCAGUGAAUGAGGACUGAGAUAACCAUUUUAGCCAGCCAUUAAUCUGUACUAGAAAGCAUCUAACAACAUUGCUUAAUCCUUGUAACAAGGUUUGUAGAUGUUAACUGGACCAUGGAAGAAUUAACUAAUCUGACAGAACUCACUUACAUAGGAAAGGACUUCCUGAACAGGUCCCUGAAAACAUGUUUUAAGACCAACUAUUCGUAAAUGGGACCUUAUCAAACAGAAAGUUUAUCCAGCAAAGGACAGCAUCAUUUGAACAGAGAAGCAGCCCGAAAACUGGGACAAGACAACACACCUUUAUUUCGCUCUGUUCAGGUUUAACAGACAUUACAAAGGAACAAUGGGCUGAUGCCGUAUUGCUGAGACACCAAAUGGUUGCCAGCAACAUAGGCCAAUCUCACCAGCAGAGAAAAGACUGACUUCCCAGCUGUGUAAGGAAGGUGUUGAAUCACACCAUAUUUUGUGCCUAAGCACGAAUAAAGUAUUGAUCACUUGCAAGCAUAUUUCUUAAGUUAAUCUACUCUAUCGCUGAAAGUAAUGACCUCCGUGGGGCACAGGGAAGGGAAAUGUGCUAGUAAAAGAACUCAGCAUAUUUCCUUUUGUAUUACUCUUAGAUCCUUGAAUUCACCAUCUGGCCUGACAACAACUAUAGCUUGGAAUUUAGGGGGAGGAUGCCCAUUUUUAACACUUCCGGGCAUCAUCUUGCCUUCAGCAGGGCAAAUCCACAGGUCUCUGAGACAAAAUCCACCAGGGAAGUCAGGAAGAGGAGGAGAGGGGGAAACUCUUUACUAAUUACUGACAGAGGAUCAGCGCACCUCACCAGGUAGGUGAAUAUUUACACAGAGACCCACGGCUGCACAGUGUGCAGAGACAGAGACUCUGCAGUGCUCAGCCUCGCCCCUGAGUGGGAUGUCUCUAUCACACUCCUCUUCCAAGGAUUCCGGGAUCUAUACGAAGAGAAGGCAGAGAGAUCGUAAGGUCCGGAAGUGGUGGAUGCCUCCAAGAGAAGGGUGUCUUCCAGACAUGACAGGCCAGCUGCACGCAUGAACUCACAAGACCUGCACAAGCGCAGGGCACAAAAAUCUCAGCACAUUCUUGCCCCAGGCAAGAACCUAUUCCCCAAUAAUAGCUGCUGGGUGAGGGAUUGUCAGUUUUCUCAAUGGUAUGAUGCUGGGCAUAUCAACCACAGUACAGGGCCGGCUGCAAGCUCAGGAGCAGUUGGCCAACACAAACUGUAAAUCGGACUCUGUCUUAGUUAGGGUUUUACUGCUGUGAACAGACACCAUGACCAAUGCAAGUUUUAUAAAAGACAACAUUUAAUUGGGGCUGGCUUACAGGCUCAGAGGUUCAGUCUAUCCUCAAGGCAGGAGCAUGACAGCAUCCAGGCAGACGUGAUACAGGAGGAGCUAAGAGUUCUACCUCUUCAUCCGAAGGCUGCUGGUGGAAGACUGACUUCCAGGAAAUAGGGUGAGGGUCUUCAGCCCACACCCAUGGUGACACACCCACUCCAACAAGGCCACACCUCCUAAUACAGCUACUCCUUGGGCCAAUCAUAUACAAACCAUUACAGACUCCAUGGUUUUAGUGGCUUUUUGGUUUUGUGUUUGUGUUUGUUUGUUUAUAAGAGAGAACAUGAAAUUAGGUGUAGGGUCUGGGAGGACUUGGGGGGUGAGAAAGAAUAUGAUAAAAAUAGACUAUGAAAUUCUCAAAGAAUACAUUUUAAAAAGAGACACAGGAGGAACAAGACAUUCUAAAAGCAGCCGGAAAGUUCAGCCCUAGUACAAUAUCGUUUUUUUGGAAAUAGUACCAAGAUUUCUGUGUCUAGA